Molecule: messenger RNA, 7947 nt
Organism: Bradysia coprophila
Lineage: Eukaryota; Metazoa; Arthropoda; Insecta; Diptera; Sciaridae
Product: zinc finger protein castor homolog 1-like
Biological process (GO): positive regulation of transcription by RNA polymerase II; regulation of neuron differentiation
Cellular component (GO): nucleus
Molecular function (GO): RNA polymerase II transcription regulatory region sequence-specific DNA binding; DNA-binding transcription factor activity, RNA polymerase II-specific
Source: RefSeq, a predicted model, not a curated record
UUCAUCGGGUUAACAUCUAAUUAACUAAAAAAAAACAACAAAAACGCGAGAGAUUUUUUUUUGUUUUUUUAAUUUUCAAAUUUCCUUUUUUAUAAUUUUUGUUUUGUUUUUCGUUCAUUCGUUUGUUCGUUUCGAAUUCGAUGUCUCCGGUUUUAAAUUAUUUUCUUUUUCGAGGUUUGUGCUUUUGACGUUCAAGAAUUUUCGGAGUUCUAACGGAUUGUUGUCCUUCGUUUUUAAUAAAAAACUUUUGAUUUAAAAAAUUAAAAAAAAAAAAUCGAACAAAUUUGUCAUCAAAAUCUGAAUGAAUUCUUGCGCGAUGUGUGAUCGUUUUAUAUCAAUGUGCCAAUCGAAUCAGUGAUAAUACGGAAAUUAUUUAUGCCAUAAAAUUAAAACAAAGCGAAGAGGAAGAUAAAGGAUAUGCCAAUUCUGAUGUGUCAUAAAAUUUGAUAAAUUUUUUUUUUAAACUAAAAAGAGAAGAUUCUGGUGAUCGUUCUAAUUACUAAUUUACAAAAGUGUAGCGAAGGACAUUAUCAAGUCUAUCCGUCCUUUUGAUUAAAAACCAACUUUUUCUGUUCAUGUGCAAACACUUUUUUGUUUUUAAUAAAUUCGGUGCUUCAACAUCCUUCACCAAUGCUAUCAUUCAAAACGGAUUGUUCAAUCAAUGGAAUUAAGAAACGGUAACUAUGAAAACAACAACCGCCAACAGCCAAUCACCGACACCCCCAUCGGUUGGCUCGUCUAUAGUACAAAUACCGUCCGCUGCUGCAGUGGCACUGCACAAUCAACAAACCAAAAAUAAGCGAAAAAAUUUCAAUCCACGCUGUUCAACAUCGGCCGAUGAAAACGAUAUGAACGCGUCGACAGCCGUUGACUCCAUGCUUACAGCAGCAACGACAACCACACCACCAACAACCGCAACAAAUCCGACAACACCGUCAUCGCCGACACCGUCUAACCCACCAUCAAGCGCACACCAAAAUGCUUCGCCGACACCGCUAACGAUACGCAAUUCCCCAUUCAAAUUUGACGAUCCGAGGAUUGCAUUCGAGGCAAUGUCCAUCAAUUGGCGCAAAUUGCUGGAAAGUCAACAGAGCCACCAGUCGAACGAAUUCCGUACGUUCGAGAAUAAUAAAUUCUACAACAUACCAAAUACCAAUUUUUCGAUAGCCAAAUCAGCGUUCGGUAUUGCAGCAGCAGCAGCCGCAGCCCAACAAACGCCAUCGGCAAUGGCAUCGGGUGAAGGAAGUGAUCCACAAGCACGAAUUGAGUUUGCUUGUAAUGCAUUCAAUGCAAUGCAGGAACUGCUGAAUGUCUACGGACUGUCUAUUUCACCGGCUGACAUUGUGGAUGCGUUCAAGAAGCAGGCGAAUGUGGAAAAUGCACCGCUAGAACCACCGACCCCACCUCGUACACCGAUCAUUGCAUCGUCACAAAUCGACGCCACCUCAGCACACAAUCAACGCAACGCCACAACGCCGAUCGAUGCGACGCGUUCCACCAACGAACAACACAACACUCACCCGUCACCGCGUUCGCUAAACAAUGACGGUGAAUGUGCAAUUUCAACAUCACGACCGUCGUCGCCAUGGUCGAGUACCAGUCAGGCGACGGCGUCCGCAUCGAUAUCGGUAGCGCCGGCAUCGAAAUUAAUGGGCAACGAUAGUUUCAAUGCGGACCGACGAUCGCGUACAUCCAGUACGAAUGAUAUGACAGCGAGAGAGGAGAAUAGUGAUGCGGACCAGGACGAUGACGACGAGGACAAUUCGUCGGCAACGCAUGCAUUCGAUUUGUCGUAUCAGUAUAAUGAUGAUUCGAAUGGGUCGGCCAGUGGUGAGGAUCAGGGAAGUGAGGGUGGAACGACCAUAAAUAGUUUUGAUUUGGCAAUGGCAAGGAAAGACGGAUUCGGAGAUCGAUCGAAUGAUAUAUUUUUCUCACCAUUGCUGCAACAGUCACUGCAAAGCGAGGACAAACAUUUCAGCGCCGAUGCAACAAAGGACUUUAAGAAAUACCAAUCAUUCCUGGACUGCAACAACGAGCAAUGCAUUGCUGAAAAUAUUCGCGAACAUUACCACUGCUACGACAUUUGGUGUCGCGGCAAAGUGCUCAGUAAAAAAGAGGAAAUCAGCCGGCACUACAAGUGGCACAAAAAGCGCAAUGACAGUCUAACGCACGGAUUUUUACGCUUUUCGUCCAGUGACGAUUGUGCACCGCAAUUUCUCAAUUGUUCGCAUAAUCGGAAGCAAACGCAUUACCAUUGCCUGCAGCCCAAUUGUGAUAAAGUUUAUAUUAGCACCAGUGACGUUCAAAUGCAUUCGAAUUACCAUCGAAAGGAUUCGGCUAUUUAUCAGGAGGGGUUCCAGCGUUUCCGUGCAACCGAAGAGUGUAAUGUGACACAUUGUAUAUUCAAAGGACAGAGCACGACACAUUUUCACUGUCGACGAAAGGACUGUAAAUACACUUUCAAAAACAAAGCUGACAUGGAAAAACACAAAACCUUUCACAUCAAAGACGAGCAGCUUGCACGAGACGGUUUCAAAAAGUUUCUGAAAACCGAAGCCUGUCCCUACGAGAAAUGUCGCUUCUCACGCUCCGGCAAUCACAUACACUGCGUUCGAGAGAAUUGCUACUAUGUGCUACACUCCAGCGGCCAACUGAUCAGUCACAAACGCAAACACGACCGAAUGGAAUCGGAACAGGCGUACCGUCGUUUUAAGAUUGCUCAAAAAAUGGCAACAUCCAAUAACGCUUUAUCGGUACCAGGAACCGGCGUCAGCGGAGGCAUCGUUUCGCCAGACAUUAAAUUUCCACUGCUGUCGUCGAAAAUCCCGAACGAGUACAAAUCGUUGCUGCCGGGUGAUUUGUCGGUAUCGUUGUGCACCAAUAAACUAAGUGGCAUUGACGUCAAUGCAAAGGAUGGUGAAAAGUCGACGCUACCCGUCGACAUAUUGCAACAGAUCCAUCACCAACAACAGGUCCAUCAACAGAACAUGAUGCUGCAGAUGAUGGGACUGGAUAGUGCACGAGACAAUAUCCGUGGCACACCACUCGAUAGAAUAACAAAUUUACCAGGCAGACGGUCAACCGAUAGUCUUGAGGAGGGCAUACCAAAGUCGAUCAUUCCGAACGCGGACUUUUUAGAUAUGAAAACGACCUCAUUGGAUCACAUCGAUUACUUGACUCAAACUUAUUUCACCGACGUCUGUUCCAUGCAAAGUGAUUCUGGUACGAGGUCGCCGUUGAAUGGACCACAGGAUCGGCCAUUGAACUUGAAAAGUCCACGGAAAGCCGACGUGCUGGAAUGUUUCAUGAACAUUAACGAGCCACAUUUGCAUUGUUUGAUCAAGGGAUGCGAAAUGGUCAUUUCGAAGAACGGCGGAGACGUGGCCGAGCACAUGCGAAUGCAUGAAUUAGCUCGAAUGGGCGGGGCUAGUGAAGAAAUGCUGCAGAUAGCUCCGUCUGUGCAGAUCACAUCCAUUGACGGACUGUUUAAUCGAAAGCGAGGACGGCCACCGAAGAACAGGGUGGUGGAAGUGUAUAACAAUAUUCAACAGUCACCGCAGGCCAUUUUCACCAGUUUUAAACUGGAGAAAAACGACCAAUCGCCACUCCACCCAGCUAGUCAAUCGAAAUCGAUCAGCAACGACCAUCAAACGGCAUCGGAGAAAAGUUUCCGAUUUUUUCAUCGAAUGGAACGAUGCGAGACCGUCCAGUGUCCGUACGAUAAGAUGUUGCACUUCCAUUGUGCGGUGAGUGAUCGGUGCCAUUUCGCCACAAACUAUCCGAAUGUGAUGGACUCGCAUGUGGACGAAUUUCAUUCCAACGGUGCAACCGUUCCCGACGGAUACGAGUACUACGAUGUGAAUUUCGAUUGUCAACUGUAUCGCUGUUCGUAUAGGAAGAAUUCCAGCCAUUAUCACUGCGUGCAUUGCCAGGAAACGAUAAAGAAGAUCAUGGACCUUGGUAAGCACGACUGUCGUUCGAUGAUCAACGCUCAGUCCAACAGUUUCGCACAAAGUGCGGAACUGAAGAUGAUGCAGAAUAACAACAACGAAAAUGUGAACGGCAAUGCGGGCGUUCAUGCAACCGGUUCAACAGCUGCAAAUAGUGAUUAUGACGAUGCUGACAUGAAUGCCGCUGAAAUGUCGGGAAAUCUGACCGACAGUUGUGGUUCGGAGAAAAUGAACGUAUCGGAAGGGAAGGUGAGCGGUCAAGCGGAAGACAAAGACAAGGUGUUAGUGGUCCGUGCUGCUGGCACAUAUUUUCCGCAAAAUUCAGACAAUGAACAGGUGACCACUCCAACGAAACCAUCCACAUCACCGACCACAUCAAUAAGUGAUAUGUCGCCGGAGAGUACAUGCACGCGACCGUUUUGUAAGCUAAAGAAGAAGGUGCACGACCACUGCGAUCUAUGCAAUCAGGCCUUCAGCGACGCCAUGAAAUUGAAAAUCCAUUACCUGAAGCACCAGUCGUCGAAACUGGGCCACUCAUUGGACGCAUCGGACAAUGCCAAGUCACUGAACAAAGACAACCACUCAACGGGCGAACCGUCGAAACUGGUGAGCCAGGACAGUGAGCCGGAAGAUUUGACCAAAUCGUCUUCGAAUAAAUCAACCCCGUCCAAUCCAUCGAAUCCACUGAUGGCAAAUUUUGCCGACAAUUUCUCGUCGCUGCAAAAUUUCCAUCUCGCUCAACUGGCGUUGUACCAACAGCAUCCGUUCUACUAUCACCAUCUGUAUCCGUUGUUGACUGGUCAGGGCGUCCAGCCACUAGCAUCCGACAUUUUACAACAGCACAUUGACCAGCAGAAACUUCAACCAUCUACCAGUGCAAAGCAGCUGAGUGCAGCCCAGCAACUGUUGAAAUUGGAAUCGGCACAAGCCGCUGCAUCAAUCUAUCCGUUCCCUGGCAUGCCCACGACAGCUACCAAUAUGAAGCGAAAACUCGAAGACACACUGCUGAGUCCGACGCAUUCCAGUGACGGCACCAUAUCGUAUCUGGCGAAAAAGAUGCCGAAGCUCAAGCAGUCCAACUUCAAAAUGUUCAAAGACGAACCGAUUCCCACCGGUUACCUGAAGUUCCGCUUCAACGAAGACUGCAAUUUCGCGAACUGCGGCUACCGGAAUCACCAGUCACAUUUCCACUGUUGCCGGAACGACUGCUUUUACAGUUUCUGUGAUAAGACUCGGUUCGUUCAGCAUACGGCCAGACACGAGCGAUUGGAUAAGUUGAUGGGCGACGACUUCAAGCAAUACCGGGCGAAUAUGCGAUGCGGUUACGAUCAGUGUGCGUACAACAAGAAUAUGGGACACAACAACAAGUCGUCCCAUUUCCAUUGCAUGAAAUGCAAUUUCAUCUGCUCGGACACCAACAAAGUGGUGGCCCAUCGACGGCAGCACAGUAAACUGGAGUACAUUCGGGACGCCGGUUUCCGGAAAGUGGCGAACAACGAACGGUGCACGACUGGUGAAUUGGAUGCUCAAAGCGGCGAAUGCAGUUACAGUAUGAAGCAAACGCAUUACCACUGUUUACGGUGUAGCAGCAGUGUACUUAGCCGGGCUCAAUUAGGGUCGCAUCGGCAUCGAGUGUGAGUGGUGAUGGUGUGGUUAGAAUUAGGUGGCCGGUUUGCACUUCGGUUUUUUGCUUUGUCUGAUUUUUCUCGGGUCUUCAAUGCAUUUCUGACGAUAUUUGACCGAUCCCGAGUUCCUGCGUUGUCUCAAUCGAUAUUAGUCUAAGAGAAUCGCAAGUCAGUACCGGCAACGGUGAUUUUCGUAGCAAUACACUAGUGCGGAUCGUGAAGCCGUAUUAAACGAUCAAAUGUCUUUAAACUCGUAAGGAAUUGACAAUCCGGAAAGACCGGACGAUGUUCGAGUGUCCUCUGAAAAGAGUUUUCAUGUUCAAGAACAUCAGAAAGUGGAAUGCGGCGUAUCUACAACUCCCCAAAGCUCUCAAAGUCGCCUCAACCGUCUGAGUAAGUACAGUACUUUGCGCAGGUUCGAACACAGAGUUACCGAAUGUUAAACUAAAGAGCUCAAAACGGAGCGUAGUGCUGGGCAUACUGUAAGUCAAAUGUUGAUAGUUGAAGUCGAGACAACUUGCAACUGUCUCGGCGAUUUACAAAUUCGAUAAUGAAGGACAAGCGUGGACUAGAAUCGGAUUGGACUUGAAACCACAUUCAAUGAAUUUUGACCUGACCUCGACCUGACCUGACCUGACCUGAAACGUGAUUUCGGAUUUCUAGUCCGACCUGUCAGGUCAGGUUCCAGGAUGACCUGAAAUUAGUCACGAAUUUCCAUGAAAAUUUCUUAAAAUUUCAGGUCAACCUGAACCUGACCUGACAGGUUUAAGAAAUUCAGGUUCAGACGAGGUCAGGUUGCUUCAAGGCAAAGAUCUGACCCGACCUGAAAUUUCCGGUCACACAAUUGUUUGACCUCGGUCUACCUUUUCCGAGCUUUCAUAGAAGAAUUUUUUCGACAUUCCGGCCAUUCCGGGCGUUCUAAAAUUUUGAUUUGCAUUCGGACGACAAUUAUGAAAUUUGCAUCGGGGAAUGUGUGGGAAAACUGGGUAAAAGUAGGAAAAAAUGAAGUUUUGUUUGCCUUCUCGCCAAUAGCUACUGUUGAACUGUUGUGACAACCCAAUUUUAUUAAAAAAAUUAAAUAUUUGGUUUCGUCUCGUCAAUACUUUUCAUUUGACAUAACACGCUGUUUUGCUCGUCUUCUAGCUAAUAACUACUGAUCGACCAACUCAAAUUUAGAUUUUCGGAUUUGUCUCUUCAAACUCUUUCAUUUGAUGUAUCGCACCCGAUUUUUAAGGUAUGUUUCCCGUCGCAAAACAGCGGGAAACAGGCAAAUACACCGUCUGUUUUGAGACCCGACAUAAGAAUAAAUGAUGAGUUUAACGUUGUUUACCACUGGACACGCAAACCACCUAAAUUUCUAGCGUACAAACGGUAUCGCGACUCAACUGGAAGUGCUCCAAAACAGCGACAGAAGUUUGGAGUCAAGUUCCCGGAACAGGGUUUUUGUUUGGUUCGUUUGCCUGUUUUUCACUAGUCUUUCAAGCAUAUCUGUGGAUGCUUUCGCUCAACAAUGAUGUGCCAUACAUCAUAUGAAAAGUAUUGACGAAACGAAACAAAAAUUUUUCCUAUUUUCCCGCAUCUCUCCGGUCAUUUCGGUCAUUUUAAAAUUCGGAUUUGCAUUCGAACGACAUUUAUGAAAUUUUUACCGAACCACUUCGCUCAGCUAGCAAAGCUCAACGAAGACAAAGGGUCACAUAUCACACCAAAACGGUCCUCAUAUCGAUAACGAUGGGACUAAACACACAACCUCAUUGUGAAAAUGUAUAAAAAAAACAAUUUCAAUGAAACCGAAUCGGACAAAGAUUUUACUUCGAUUUCGUUCAAAGUGUAAAACAUAUCCGCGACGUGUAAGUUAGAUUUGUAAUGGUAAGGAUUUUGUAACUCAAUGAAUGAAAUAGCUGAGAUUGACGAAUGGAAAGUUGUGUAAAAGACAGAAGAAAGAGGAAAAUUUCCAUUUGAUGAGAGAAAAUUAUGAAUUUUCGUCGAGAGAAAAAUAAAAUUUAAAAAAAUUUGGAAAUUGAAAAUGCACCCCCGCGUAUUUAUAGAAUUUUGCUCGGUUUUGAUUUAUCUUUUUGUUUGUUUUGUAAUAAUUUAAUGGAAAAAUUAUUUUAGCGAGUUAAGUUAAAAAAAAGAAAAAGAAAAAAUAUUUAUUUUGUAGGACGCUAAGUGUGACGAGAGUAUAAAUAGAUGGACCACACACAGCACAAUAAAUAAAUAAUUUAAAAAAAAAUAAAUAAAGAGAAAUGACAGAGAGAGAGAGAGAGAGAGAGAAAAAUUUAUUUUUUAAUUUUAUCGAUAGAAAAUAAAGUGAAAAUCCAAGUAAAUCAAUGAAAGACAGAAGUGACAAUGUGCCUAACUUUUUAAAACAAAAC